This is a messenger RNA of Arabidopsis thaliana (thale cress), 1125 nucleotides long. RefSeq names its product plant U-box 8 (gene PUB8). Lineage: Eukaryota; Viridiplantae; Streptophyta; Magnoliopsida; Brassicales; Brassicaceae. The transcript has a single exon. Gene Ontology annotation, biological process: protein ubiquitination. Bases 1 to 1125 code for a protein of 374 amino acids. Gene Ontology annotation, molecular function: ubiquitin protein ligase activity; ubiquitin-protein transferase activity. The record is from RefSeq and is marked reviewed.
AUGGCCUUUGAUUUACCAAACGAUUUCAGAUGCCCGAUCUCCCUUGAGAUCAUGUCCGACCCAGUUAUCCUCCAAUCGGGUCAUACUUUCGAUCGGGUCUCUAUCCAACAAUGGAUUGACUCCGGCAAUCGAACUUGUCCAAUCACCAAGCUACCCUUAUCAGAAACCCCUUAUCUGAUUCCCAAUCACGCACUUCGUAGCUUAAUUUUAAACUUCGCCCAUGUGAGUCUUAAGGAAUCAUCACGUCCUCGAACUCAACAAGAACACUCUCACUCUCAAUCCCAAGCUUUAAUCUCCACUCUCGUCUCUCAAUCGUCGUCUAAUGCAUCAAAGCUCGAGUCUUUGACUCGACUCGUCCGACUCACGAAGCGAGACUCGUCAAUCAGGAGGAAAGUUACUGAGUCAGGAGCAGUUCGUGCGGCUCUGGAUUGUGUUGACUCUUGUAAUCAGGUUUUACAAGAAAAGUCUCUGUCUUUGCUUUUGAAUCUUAGUUUAGAAGAUGAUAACAAAGUUGGUUUAGUCGCUGAUGGAGUGAUAAGACGGAUUGUUACUGUUUUACGAGUCGGGUCACCGGAUUGUAAAGCGAUUGCUGCUACUCUGUUAACGAGUUUAGCUGUUGUUGAAGUGAAUAAAGCUACUAUUGGAUCAUAUCCUGAUGCAAUCUCUGCUCUUGUUUCUCUUCUCCGGGUAGGGAAUGAUAGGGAGAGAAAGGAAUCAGCUACGGCUCUUUACGCUCUUUGCUCGUUUCCCGAUAAUCGGAAACGGGUUGUGGAUUGUGGGUCGGUGCCUAUUUUGGUUGAAGCUGCUGAUUCAGGGUUAGAGAGAGCAGUGGAAGUGUUGGGACUUUUGGUUAAGUGUAGAGGAGGAAGAGAAGAGAUGAGUAAAGUAAGUGGUUUUGUUGAGGUUUUGGUUAACGUUUUGAGGAAUGGGAAUUUGAAAGGGAUUCAGUAUUCUCUGUUUAUCCUCAAUUGCUUGUGUUGUUGUAGCGGAGAGAUAGUUGAUGAGGUUAAGAGAGAAGGUGUUGUAGAGAUAUGCUUUGGUUUUGAGGAUAAUGAGAGUGAGAAAAUCAGAAGGAAUGCUACUAUCUUAGUUCAUACUUUACUUGGGAUUCCAAUGAGUUCAUGA